AAAACAUGGAAACUUUUCGAAGCUUUAUUUAUGUUGCAUUGAAAGCCAACUUCACGUCGCUACCAAACUGACAGCUGAUAAGAGUUUACCAUACACAUAUAUGAAACACAUACUCAAACCUGUACACAGCUGAUUCAUGGUUUUAGGUGUUUGGUGUUAAGCGGUUGAUUCAUAGAACGCUCACUCACACACACCCUGAGAAAUAAGCCAUAGCCGAAACAACCAACUAUAACCAACUCACCAUAUACACUAUAAACGUUGAUUCAGAAUCGAUGCUGCCGUGACAGCGAACAAUCACACACUAAAAACUCGCACAAUUUAUUUCCAUUAGAAAAAAGAGGCAGUAAAUGAAAAACACACAAACGGACUUGUUUACGGAAUAAAGAACGGAAAAAGAAAUAUACAGUGAGAGCAUUAAAAUGAGCAUAUUUUGAAUAGAAUCAUCGAGAAAACAAAAGCGACGUGUUUUUCACGUCUAAGCAUCGUGAAAUUAUUUUUGUUUUUCCCUUCGUUGGAAGUUCUAGCUAUUGCCAUAUUUUUCUACCAGACCACAUAACAAAACUUGUACAGAAAACCAAAUUUAUGUGUGUGUUUUUUUUUAAAUUUAUGACAAGUUAGUGACAAUUGUUAUGCGUGUUUUAGAAAAUGUGUACGAUAAAAGUCUGAAGUACAAAAGAGUGAAAUGCAUACACCUAAAAUGAUAAAACAAAUUGUGAUCAAAGUGCAUAAACAUAUAGUACAAUAAAAAAAAAAAAAAUUGAAUAAAUUUCUGAUGAUUGGAAUCGAAAAAUUGUAGUACAUAAAAUGGUUGUCGAUUCCAUAAAAAAGUUAGUGUUUUACUUUAUAAAUAGUAAAGAAUUGCUGAAAAAUAAAACAACGAUGAAUACAGCGAUAGUGUCAAACAGCGAUUCGCAGAGCCUGUAUGAAAUCGUUGAAAAUUGUUUGAAGGACAAUGUUUUUUGGACAUUUGGCGCGACUGUUGUUGUGGUUUUGAUUGCAACUUUGAUCAUAAUUUGGCAGAGAUGGUUCAACAGAGAACGGCAUCAAAGCCCAUACGAUAACAUGCAAUUUAACAACAAUCGUUUACGCUUUCGUAAGCGUGACAAAAUGCUUUUUUAUGGGCGACGCAUGUUGCGCAAAGUGAAAACACUAUCGGGUCAAGCAUACAAUGGACAAGGGCGCAAACGACGAGCAGUUGUUCGCUUUGCUAAACGUAUUUUGAAUAUUAAGCGUGACGAUAACUUACCCAUGUUGCUGAAAACAGUUGAACCACCAAAUGAAUAUCUUGAAGAAAUGGCCGAUGGCAGCGACAAAGUGCCACCAGAUGCAUUUUGUAUGCUGCAAGGUAUUCGAAUAUUUGGCCAUUUCGAAAAACCCAUCUUCCUGAAGCUUUGCAAAUUCACCGAAAUCAUCACACUCAACACAAACGAUCUGCUGUUUAAAAUUGGCGAUAUUGACGAUAGCGUGUUCAUCAUUCAAUCGGGAAAAUUGAACGUUCUAAUCAAUAAUUCAGAUGGAACGAGUUUAUCAUUGAAACAUAUAAAACGUGGUGAGUCGGUCACCUCUUUGCUGAGCUUCAUCGACGUUCUUGCGGGUAAUGAGAGUGUAUACAAAUCGGUGACUGCAAAAGCGCUCGAACCAUCGCAAGUGAUUCGAUUACCAAUGAGAGCGCUCAAAGAGGUUUUCGAUGAGAAUCCAGAUAUAUUAGUUAGAGUUAUUCAAAUUAUUAUGAUACGUUUGCAACGAGUCAUUUUCACCGCAUUGCGUAAUUAUCUUGGGCUUUAUUCAGAAUUGGUUCAAACCAAACCUCACAAAGAUCGCCGCCCACAACAACAGCAACAGCAGCAACAACAGCAGCAGCAGCAGCAGCAGCAACAACAAAAUUUAAAAAGUUCACCCACACACCACAAACCACGGCCAUCAUUCGACAUUAAUACUUAUUCCCAUACACUCUCGGUUGAACCCAACGAUUUGGCUCGACCGGAUAUGUUGAAUGACUUAUCAGAGGUUCCGCAUCAAAAACACAGUCGUAGGUUUUCGAUAGCGUUUGAUCGCGAAAUGGAAACGCAAACAUUAUUAUUAUUGGCUGCUGAUGGUUUCAUAAAGGAGUUAGGUUUAAAAGAGAGUGAUAGACAUUUACUUGAAGGACAUAUUGAGUUCCGUGACGCUGAACCGGGAAUCACAUUGCUACGAGAAAACUGCCCAGAUGACGUUUGUUUGCUACUAGUUUUGAGCGGUAGUGUAUCAGUGUUGCAGGAUAGCAUCGGUUUUCCAGGCAGUAAGACUGCCAGCUCAGAGGUGCAUUCAUACAAUUCGUAUUCGGGCGAUAUGAUUGGUGGAUUAUCGGUGUUAACGGCAGAAACGUGUCAGUAUACCGUGCGAGCAAGACAUCACACAAAGGUUGCCAUUUUGAGUAGAACUUCCGUUUACAAUUUGAUGCGCGAGCGUCCUUGGACAGUGGUGUACAUAGCGAAUACAGUUGUGCGUAAAUUAUCGCCAUUGGUGCGUCAGUGCGAUUAUGCACUCGAUUGGGUAUUUUUAGAAUCAGGUCGAGCUGUUUAUCGUCAAGAUGAAAUCAGCGAUUCCACUUAUAUCGUACUCAGUGGUCGUUUGCGGUCGAUUGUAACCCAUACGAAUGGUAAAAAAGAGAUUGUCGGAGAGUAUGGUAAAGGCGAUAUGGUCGGUAUUGUGGAAAUGAUAACGGAAACAAGUCGCACAACAACUGUAAUGGCUGUUCGUGAUUCCGAAUUAGCUCGUCUACCCGAAGGCCUUUUCAACAUUAUCAAAUUCAAGUAUCCAGCCGUGGUUACAAAACUAAUUAGUUUGCUCAGUCAUAGAAUUUUAGGUUCAAUGCAGUCAAAGCCUGGACAAACGCCAUUGGAAGCAAACACAGUAACGCAUAAGUUCUCGACGGUGGCAUUGGUGCCGCUGAGUGAUGAUGUACCGUUAAGUGCUUUUGCCUAUGAAAUUUACCAUUCAUUAUGUGCCAUUGGUCCAACGUUGCGGCUUACAUCAGAUGACGUCCACAAAGCUCUUGGACCCGGAAUUUUAGAACCACAUUACGAAUAUCGUUUAACCAGUUGGCUAGCACAACAAGAGGAUCGAAAUAUCAUUACAUUGUAUCAAAGUGACUACGCACUUAACGAAUGGACACAACGAUGUUUGAGACAAGCUGAUGUUAUUAUUUUGGUUGGACUGGGCGAUCGAACGCCAACGGUUGGAAAAUUCGAAAAAGAAGUUGAUAAAUGGGCACCACGUACCCAAAAAGAACUUGUUCUAUUACAUCGUGAAACGAUUCCGCGCCCAGUCAACACGCUGCAAUGGAUAAAUGUCCGACCCUGGGUCACAAAACAUCAUCACAUUCAGUGCCCCAAUCGAAUGUUUACACGAAAAAGCCAGUACCGAAUCAAUGAAUUCUACGCCAAAGUACUGCUCGGUGAACCAAAUAUGCAUUCUGAUUUCUCAAGAUUCGCACGAUGGUUAACUGGUAAUUCCAUUGGUUUAGUCUUAGGAGGCGGUGGAGCACGUGGUGCGGCGCAUGUGGGAAUGAUCAAGGCUAUACAAGAUGCUGGAAUUCCAGUGGAUAUGGUCGGUGGAGUUAGUAUAGGAGCAUUUAUGGGCGCUCUAUACUGUUGCGAACGAAACACAACCACACUGACGCAGAAAGCACGUGAAUGGUCAAAGAAAAUGACCCAAUGGCAUCGUCAAAUUCUUGAUUUAACCUAUCCUAUUACAUCGAUGUUUACCGGCAAAGGUUUCAAUGAGACGAUCGUAGAUACAUUUGGUGAUGUUUAUAUUGAAGAUCUAUGGAUUCCAUACUUCACUUUGACAACCGACAUUUCGGCCAGUUGCAGUCGCAUACAUACAAAUGGAUCUCUCUGGCGCUAUGUAAGAGCUUCAAUGUCUUUGAGCGGUUAUAUGCCACCGUUAUGUGACCCGAAAGAUGGCCAUCUUCUCUUAGAUGGAGGAUAUGUCAAUAAUCUGCCAGCCGACGUUAUGCUCAAUCUGGGUGCAGCUCACAUAAUUGCAAUUGAUGUUGGAUCACAGGAUGAUACCGACUUGACGGAUUAUGGUGAUUCAUUGAGUGGGUGGUGGCUUCUCUACAAGAAAUGGAAUCCAUUUUCAACGCCCGUCAAAGUACCCAAUUUACCUGAUAUUCAAUCACGUUUGGCAUACGUUUCAUGUGUUCGACAGUUAGAGGAGGUGAAAAAUAGUGACUAUUGUGAAUACAUUCGACCACCGAUCGAUCGAUACAAAACACUGGCGUUUGGCAGUUUUGAUGAAAUAAAAGAUGUCGGUUACAUACACGGACGCAAUUGUUUUGAUGCCAUGGAAAAAUCGGGACGCCUUGGCCGUUUCAACACAUGGUUCAGCAAAGAAUUACCAAAGAAACAUCCAAAUUCACUUAAUGAGUAUUCAUUCAUUGAUUUAGCUCAAAUAGUUUGUAAAGUACCUGAACGAGUUCUAGUCGAUCAACCGAUAUCGACAUCAUCAUCAGAUGACGAAAUCGAAGGAUAUAUUUCCGAACCAUCAAAUUUGAAUAGAGAAGGUCCAAUACAUAUCGAUCGAACCGGCGGAUCUCUAUCAUUAUCCGACAAUGAUCUUGAUUCAGAUGAACUGGACAUUUCGCUUACACUAAAAAUGCCAAGGCCAAAGAAGGUGAAAGCGCACAUAAAGCAUUCGUCAGUGCAAGCCAUACCUAAGUCACCAACAUUCAGCUAGUUCAACGUUUAAAAAAUAAAACCAUUAAAAUGUUCAAAAAAAAAGAAGCAAAACCAAACAAUUUUUCACACAUCUUUUGUUACUGUAUUCAAAAUUCUAUAUUUUUUAUAAACACUUCGAAAUUGAAAAAAAAUUACAGAGAAUGUUCGAAAACACAUGGAA
Messenger RNA from Sitodiplosis mosellana (orange wheat blossom midge), 4884 nucleotides. RefSeq names its product neuropathy target esterase sws (gene sws). Gene Ontology annotation, cellular component: endoplasmic reticulum. The transcript has 20 exons. NCBI's taxonomy places the organism in Eukaryota, Metazoa, Arthropoda, Insecta, Diptera, Cecidomyiidae. Bases 805 to 4722 code for a protein of 1305 amino acids. Gene Ontology annotation, molecular function: phosphatidylcholine lysophospholipase A1 activity. Gene Ontology annotation, biological process: phosphatidylcholine metabolic process. The record is from RefSeq and is a predicted model, not a curated record.